AUGGCCUCCUCCUCAUCCUUCUCCAACAGUAGUGCAUAUAGGUCAGCCAGGCAAGUUCGAAGAAGGUGCGAUUGUGAUGAACCGGUCAGCAUGUGGAAUUCAUGGAAACCGAAGAACCCUAGAAGGAGAUUCCUUGGUUUCCCCAAUUACAAGGAUAAGGAGAAGGAUUGCAAAUUCUUUGAAUGGAUAGAUCCUCCAUUACCAAACAACUGGUACAAACAAAUGAUCUAUGAUUUUCAUAACCAAGGAAUUCAUGGAGUCAAUGUUGAAGAAUUUGAAGACUUUAUGGAUGAAGAUGUGGAAGAAGUAGUGCAACAGAUUCCUCUGCAAGUGGAAGGUGGAAUGGUUGUUAGGGGAUGUAAGAUAUGGUGUUUCGUUGGUUUGAUUGCAAUUGUUUGGGUUAUGGUUAUGUAA
This is a messenger RNA of Lactuca virosa, 414 nucleotides long. The record is from the annotation of a GenBank genome assembly. NCBI's taxonomy places the organism in Eukaryota, Viridiplantae, Streptophyta, Magnoliopsida, Asterales, Asteraceae.